Messenger RNA from Cuscuta campestris, 1144 nucleotides. The record is from the annotation of a GenBank genome assembly. Lineage: Eukaryota; Viridiplantae; Streptophyta; Magnoliopsida; Solanales; Convolvulaceae.
AUAAAAGUUGAAUAUGUGCAUGUUGUGUCUGGUGCAAUUUGGAUAGUGACAAAAAAUCAAAUUUUGGGUUUGUUUAAUAUUAGUACGGAGUGAUAAUAUAUAUACACACACAAGGCUGCUGGAUUGAUGGAUUUCAACUACCACCAGUUCCGGGGUAACCAGAACCCAGAUCCGGCGGAGGAGCACGACGGGGGCGGUGUCCGUGACGGUGCCGCCGGAGAUCCCAAGAACAGCGGUGGCGACGCUGCCGGGGAAAUCAGCCGGCGGCCCCGGGGCCGGCCGGCCGGAUCCAAGAACAAGCCGAAGCCGCCGAUCAUCAUCACCCGCGACAGCGCGAACUCGCUCCGGACCCACCUCAUGGAGGUCGCCGACGGGUGCGACGUCAUGGACAGCGUCGCCGCCUUCGCCAGGAUGCGGCAGCGCGGCGUCUGCGUGCUGAGCGGCAACGGGAUCGUCACGAACGUGACGCUCCGGCAGCCGGCUUCGCACGCGUCCGCCGCCGUCGUCACCCUGCACGGACGCUUCGAGAUCCUGUCCCUAUCGGGAUCUUUCCUGCCCCCUCCUGCCCCGCCUUCUGCCACGGGGCUGAGCAUAUACCUGGCAGGAGGACAGGGGCAGGUGGUCGGGGGCAGCGUGGUCGGGGCGCUUAUGGCGGCCGGACCGGUUGUCAUCAUGGCCGCGUCCUUCAGCAACGCGGCCUACGAGCGGCUCCCCUUGGAAGAGGACGAGCCGCAGUAUCAAGGCGGAGGAGGGUUGGGUUCUCCGGUAGCAGUUGCCGGAGGGCCGCCUCAACCGCCACAUCACCAGCGACUACUACCGGAUCCGUCCAUGAUCCACGGAGGCGUGCCGCCUAAUCUUCUCAACUCUGCGACUCAAAUCCCAAAUGAGGCGGCAGCGGCGGCGUACUGGGGGGGCGGAGGCGGCCGCCCGACAUUCUAGCUGGCUACGGCGGGGCCGGGGACAAGGGUAAUUCAGUAAAACCUGCAGCUCACUUGCUUCAUUCACAACCUGGCUAUUAUUACCUUAAUCUCACCCACCAUAAGUGUGUUAGCUAAGGUUAAGGUAAAAACACAUUUUGGGUUUGUUCACCUUACAUACUUCUAAAUGCAUUUCUUUCAUAUUUUUCAUGCAUGUUUCAAUGGGU